Messenger RNA from Caenorhabditis bovis, 369 nucleotides. NCBI's taxonomy places the organism in Eukaryota, Metazoa, Nematoda, Chromadorea, Rhabditida, Rhabditidae. The record is from the annotation of a GenBank genome assembly.
AUGAGCCUUGCGAUACUCGGAAUUAUUGAAUGCUGUGGACAUGUUGAGCGUGUCAGCUCUUCAACAAUGAUGCACACACGCAGACGACGAUCGCUUGAUGAUGCUUUUAUCGAAUUUGGGACCCUCGAGGAUUAUUCAAGCGAUUCUGAUGGAUUAUUCAAAAAGAUCGAUAAAAUGGCAAAAUCUCUAAACUUGAACACCACCACUAGUCGUAAUACCUAUGACGACGAUGGAAAAAUUGGCGUCAAAUACGUUUUCAAAAACGUUGAUUGCGAUGAAAUGACCAAAUUCGCUGAAGCUGUCAAAGACACCAUCGAUUUCAUAGUGUCGGCGAGACUUGUGUGCGGCGAAAUCGACAUUGAUAUUUGA